Saccostrea echinata is the source of this 942-nucleotide messenger RNA. Its product is annotated as ADP-ribose glycohydrolase OARD1-like. The coding region runs from base 86 to 541 and encodes 151 amino acids. Gene Ontology annotation, biological process: peptidyl-glutamate ADP-deribosylation. The record is from RefSeq and is a predicted model, not a curated record. Lineage: Eukaryota; Metazoa; Mollusca; Bivalvia; Ostreida; Ostreidae. The transcript is spliced from 4 exons.
CACGAGAUUCACUUUCAGUUUCAGAUGUACAUCUGAAUGUAUAGGAACUAAUGUCAUAGAGUGCUUAGACAAUCAAGCUGACACCAUGGCUGAAGGUGGGACCAAUAAAAUGAGCUUUCAUCUGGAGGAAAAGAAGGGAGACCUAUUCAGCUGCCCUUCCACUUUUUCACUCGCCCACUGUAUAAGUGAGGAUGUCAGAAUGGGCAAAGGAAUUGCUGUACUAUUCAAGAAAAAAUUUGGAGGUGUAGAGGAAAUUAAAAAGCAAGGGGUGAAGCCAGGUGGAGUGGCAGUGUUGGACAGAAGUGGCAGAUAUAUUUACUAUCUUGUGACCAAGGUUAAAUACAGUGAUAAACCAACAUAUGACAGUCUAAGAGCUAGCCUGGAGGCCAUGAAAGACCACUGUCUAAAACAUCAAGUCAGACAUCUUGCUAUGCCCAGAAUCGGUUGUGGAUUGGACCUUCUCAAGUGGGAGGAGGUCUCACUGAUUUUAGUGGAAACAUUUCAUGAUACAGAUAUUUCUAUUACUGUAUACAGUUUAUGAAACAGUUCAUGAUACAGAUAUUUGUAUCACUUUAUACAGUUUAUGAGCUGUAGAUUUCGCUUGAUCUGCUGACAAUGACUGAAUGCUAUUGUAUAUGAAGAGGACUGUGAAUUGACCAUUUUUUUCUUCUGAAAAGUAUUGUAAUUGUAUUCAAUUUUUUUCUUUGUUGACAUACAGGUUCAGGAAUAUAUAACCUACAUGCAUGUGCAAGAUUCAGACCUUCUACAGGAAGUAGCUAGCAUAUUUUUUUCUCUCUUUUCUUAUGUUGUUGUUGCAGUUUUAUUAUUGCAUGUCAUUAAAAUGUUAUCAUAGUUCUUUACAGUAAUUGUGAUUAAAAUUCAGGAUUUUUUUUUAAAUCAGCCUACAGUAUAUGAUUUCAUUAAAAUGUCACUGAAUGAAGA